Molecule: messenger RNA, 678 nt
Organism: Cherax quadricarinatus
Lineage: Eukaryota; Metazoa; Arthropoda; Malacostraca; Decapoda; Parastacidae
Source: RefSeq, a predicted model, not a curated record
AUGAGGAAUGGUCCAGCCACUCACUGGAAGAACCCAGACCACCUUGGGCUUCGGGCCACUUUUGAGGCAGCGAGAAACGCCCUUAACAUCCAACGGGUGCAGACUGUUGAUGAAGGCACCUACCGCUGCAGGGUGGACUUUAGAAUCAACCCGACACUCACCUUCACCUGCAACCUCUCCGUUGUUGUGCCUCCCAGUCGCCUGCUAGUUUACACGGAGAUGGGCGAAGAUGUCAGAACUGUAGUGGGCCCCUAUUCAGAGGGGGACACAAUAACUAUCAACUGCCGCGCCAUUGGGGGGUCACCGCUCCCGAGAGUCACUUGGUGGGAGGGCGCAGUACUCCUCGACAUGACCUCGGAGGAAGAAACAUCAGAACACGUCACCAACACGUUACUUGUUCCAUCUCUUACAAGAGGUGACCUCCACCGGCCGUUGACGUGCCAAGCUUCUAACACCAACCUUACAAAACCUCUAGAAUUCACCGUUACAAUAAACAUGAACUUUCCGCCUCUGUGGGUUCGAAUCCUUGGGGAUAGAGCUCCACUAAGUGCCGGACGCCCGUAUGAUCUACAGUGCCAAGUUGUGGGAGCCAGACCUCCUGCUGUAGUUACCUGGCGCCUUCAGAAUACAGUUCUCAACAGCCACACAGACAAGCCAUCAUCAUUAGAAGCUGAAUGA